Messenger RNA from Linum trigynum, 4832 nucleotides. Lineage: Eukaryota; Viridiplantae; Streptophyta; Magnoliopsida; Malpighiales; Linaceae. The record is from the annotation of a GenBank genome assembly.
GUCACUUGCUUUAAACUUCGGGCCAAACGCCCUUUAUUUUAAUUUAUUUCAAUUAUUGACUAAGCAUCAAACAAAAUAUAAGGAUGGUAAAUCCUUUUAAAAAUCUCAAAGUCCUCCAUGAAGAGAAAUGACAUUUGUUUUCUUAAGAAAAUUUGUCAAAAUAAAAAAUACUUAACUUUGACCGUCGAAAUCAAAUUGUAAUAAAAAAAAAUUAAUUUAUUCUAAUUCACUCCAAUAUUACUCAAUUAGAUUUUCAUCCUUAUCCGCCGCAAAGCUCGGGCCAAACAAAACUAACCCCAACACUUCCAUAUCCGUCUCUUCUUCUUCUUCUUCUUCUUCUUCGGAUUCUGCAGUUUGUUUGCAGAAGAUAGAAAAAGGCUCGAUCAGAUUCAUCAGUAGAGCACUCGAUGGAGCGAUCAGAUUCGGUACUGGACCGCAUCUCACAGCUCCCCGACGACAUCAUCCACCGCAUCCUCCAUUGCUUGGACACGGACGUAGCAGCAGUAGCCACGCGGGCCGCGACAACGAGCAUCCUGUCCAAAAGAUGGCUCCACCUCUGGCGCUCCUAUCCCGUGCUCCAGUUCCGCGAGGCCGCCUUUGGCCGGGACGACGCGUGUCCGGGAGGCACGGAAGGCAGGUUCCGCCGCUUCGCUGCCGCGUCGCUCGAGAGGAUCACGCGGUUGCAGGAGCCUCCAUCCUCCACAUCCUCCUCGCUGUUAAAAUUGAACAGCGUGAGGAUGUACUUGGAGUCGCAAUCGUGGGCCUGGCGUGGCGGCGAUUGGGCCGGAAUCCUGGAGGAACACUGUAACUGUAAGUCCCUGUCGUUAUCUCCGGUCGAGGUUGAUGUGAGCGACUCAUUUUGUCCUCGCUACAUCUCUCCGAGCACUCUCUCUUGGAAUCUCAGCCGCACACAAGUCCUCAAGCUCUCCCGAUUCAACCUGGACUCCUUCAAGUAUAUUAACGAGGGCGGCCGAAUGGAGCGUCUCAAGGUACAGCUUUCGGCGAACGAUUCUGAGAGAUUGGCGAUCCGACUCAAUCCGAAGAACUACAUGUUAUGGGAGUUCCAAUUCCGAGUGUUUGUUGAAGGGAAGGGGCUCGCUGGAGUCCUGGAUGGUACGGUGCCGAAGCCAACCGCUCCGGCCACGGACGAGCAGAUUGCUUGCUGGGUACAGAAUGAUGCACGGGUGAGAACCUGGAUCUUGGGGUCUGUUGACCCUACCAUAUGUUUAAGCCUUCGUAGGCAUUCAACGGCGGCCGCGAUGUGGAAGCAAUUGGCGGCCACAUAUUCAACCGCCAGCCCCGCUCGCCAAUACGAAGUUCAAAUCGCCUUGGACCGCUUGGAGCAAGGUGAUCGGGAUAUCACUGCAUACCUCACUGCCGCCCAGGAGCUGUGGACUGAAGAAGACCUUCUUACAACAGCAUUGCGUCCCGCGGCCACGUCUGUUGUUCUUAUUGCGGACCGUGAGCCUGCUCGAUUGCUCCACUUUUUGAUGCAACUCCGGCCGGAGUUUGAAGCAAUCCGGUCGACGAUCUUGCACCGUGGUGAGCUGACGAUGGAAGGAAUGUAUGGAGACUUGAUACGCGAGGAGACCCGCCUACGUACUCAGGCAAGGCUGGAUCUCCGUCCGGGUGAUGGCGAGAAUUCAUUGCUCGCAGCUGCCGCUGCUGCCGAUACUGACGCAGCGUUUGCUGUUGGGCGACCCCAAUUUCAGCGUCGGGUACCUGUCUCCGAGCUUCAGUGCCACCAUUGCAAAGAGAAAGGGCAUCUCCAGAAGUAUUGUCGACGUAAGAAUUAUUGUGUUUAUUGUAAGAAGGGAGGGCACAUUAUCCUUGAUUGCAGGUUGUUCGUUAAACACCAUGGGAAACCACCCGACGUCAACGCAUCCGAACAGCGGUAUGAGCAGCCCCGCAAUGAGCAGCAGCGUUUUGAGCAGCCACGUCGGGACCGUGCUGCCUAUGCUGCCCAACCAGCUGAUGGAGGUAGUGUCACUGUGACUGCGGCUGCGAUUGAACAAUUGGUGAACGCAGCCUUGCAAAAAUCACUGCCCAAUGCCAUUAGCUCGGCCUUCGCUACUCUUCAAGUGUCUGCUAAUGGUGAGAACUUGAAGGUGCAUGGAUUGGGUUGUGUCCGUCAGUCAAAAAUUGAGCUCCCUGACACGUUACAUGUUCCUAAACUGGACCUGAAGACGGGGAGGCAGAUCGGCCGCGGGAGUAAAAGGGGGCGGUUAUUUCAGCUCGAAGAACUCAUUCAUCCAUCGUCAUGUGCAACCGAGCUGAGAACAUCUCCUGGUAGCAUCGUCAGUAGUCCUCCUGUUCUGCCGAAGGCUGUUGCUACUGCCGUUCGGCUAAUCAAUUACCAGAUCACCCCAGUUCUCAAUCAUGUCAGCCCAUACUUUGCUUUGUACUCCCGUCAUCCUGAUUACUCUCGUCUAAGGGUGUUCGGGUGCCUGUGUUUUGUUCUCCUGCCGAGAAAGGAACGUACUAAGCUGACCUCUAAAACCGCUCGCUGUGCCUUUUUGGGGUAUAGUGACAUCCAUAAAGGUUAUGUUUGUUAUGAUCCUGUCCUUCGUCGAGUUCGUAUAGCUGCCACCGUUGUCUUCUUUGAACAAUUUAAGUUCUUUUCCUCGGAUGCGUCCGAACCUCUGUUUGUUCCACCUUUGUCUACGUUGCCUGCUUUUCAUGAUGAUGAGAUGGAUGAUGGAGGUCUACAGCCUCCUGAUGACCCGCCCUCCCCAGCGCCGCAUUUGCCUCCCACACCACCGCACUCUCCUGCCGGCUCGCCUUCUGGUUCGUCUUCUACGUCACCAUCUGCAGCUGUCUCCUCCAGCUCCCUCGACAGCUCCCUUUCGGCUCCCUCCUCGGCUGGCUCCACUCCCGCGACCUCCGCUAGUUCUAGUGCGGGUUCGUCUUCUCCUGAGCCGCCUGUUCUUCGCCGAUCGGAUCGAGCCACUCGUGGUCAGCCACCACCUCACUUUGAUGAUUAUAUGGCCUACGGGGUCGAGGCCAUUGUGGUACCUACUCGUUAUAAGCAGGCCGCAGGUAAUCCUCUCUGGGACGCUGCGAUGCAAACGGAAAUUGAUGCAGUUCAUGCUAAUAAGACUUGGACGGUCGUUGAUCGACCUCCUCCUGAAGUUCCGGUGAUCGGAUCACGUUGGUUGUAUUCUCUCAAAAUGACUCCAGAAGGUGCGAUUGAACGGCACAAGGCUCGCAUUGUAGCGCAGGGGUUUACGCAGGAGCAAGGAAUCGAUUUUGAUGAGAAGUUUGCACCGGUCGCCAAGAUGGCUACUGUUCGUACUCUGUUAGCGGUGGCUGCCCGUAACAAGUGGCCGUUAUUCCAACUUGACGUUAAAAAUGCUUUCUUGCACGGGGACUUAAAGGAGGUUGUGUAUUUGGAGAAACCUCCUGGUUAUAAUGUCGGAUUGCCUGGUCAGGUUGUGCAUCUCUACCGCGUCCGGAUUGGCAGCAGCACAAAGGCUUCCGCCCUCGUGUCCUCCCUGUGUCGGAACGCGGAGACGGUGAGCCUGACGUCCGUUGAGGGCCUGAAAUCGCUGCACGUGUCCUCCAACACCCUGAAAUCCCUUAGCAUCCAGGGCUUCAUAGAAGGCGGCGGCGGCGGCGGUGACGACUACUCGGACCUAGAGGUCCACAUUGCCUCAGCUCCUCUCCUCCGCGCCCUCGACGUCUCCCUGCUGGAUUCCCUGACCCUAGACGACUCAUCAUCGUCAUCUUCUACGGCUCCCGAUCUCCAAGACCUGACGCUGCGGUGCUGCAACUCGCACAUCCUCACCCAAUCCCGCCUCGAUCACUUGCUCUCCAACUUCCCGUCCCUCCACUCCCUAAGUCUCUUGGGCAGCGCGCGGCCGGCCGGGGCGAGGACCCUACGUGUCUCGAGCUCCAGCCUUGGUGUACUGCCGUUCAAGUGCUUCCCGCUGGCCGACUUGCACGUUGACGCGCCUAAUUUGGUCGCUUUCUACCGAAUGCAUUUUCGACCUGUCUUACAUGUAUCGCCAAGCGCAGUCCAUAGACCAUGGUUGGUUUCGGGGGUUGAGGGACUUCCUCGCCAGGUGCCAUCUUUCCAAUCUGAGCGAGGAGCCAGCAGUGGCCAUGUAAAAGAGUGUCCUUUGAUUGUUCAACAUUUGGAAUUGGGGGCCUUUGCCCAGACAGAAUUGGACGCCACGGAGGGAGGCGAUGCUCUUCUCGGUGGUUUCUUCUCCAUCUGCCGCCCUAACUUCCUCUCCAUUUCUCGAGCUUGUCGUGAACCCAUCUUCUUCUUCUUGUAUUCUUGCUUCUACGACCAGCUCUUGAAGAGACACCAUCGUAUUCUUUGUUGUUGGGAUUUCACGUGCUGGCGCCAUCAGUUGUGCAGCGUGAAAAUAAGAAGCGACGUUCAUGAUCAGAUGAUUGAGAUCUCCCUCUCUCGAGAUAUAGUUUCGUCCAUUGUGCAGCAAAGGAACAAAGUUAGAUUUACGUUGAUUUGGCAUUAGUUUUGGUUGUGAAAUUUUAUUUUUUUCUUUGGCUAGAAAGCCAUAAAAUCAACCAUCAUUCUCGUCUUUGUGUUUUUGGUUUUGGAUUGAUCCGUUCUCAUUGAAUUUGGUCUAAUAGAUCCAUUUUAUCAUUCCAUGUCUUUUUGGCUUAUCCACAAGCUCCCAUGCAUGCAGGGGCGGAGCCAGGAUUUCUACACCGGGUGGGUCAAAAAUAAUUAAAUGUAAAUAAAAAUAAAAAAAUUAUUUUAAAAGCAUACAACGUUCUUUGAAAUCAUUGAAAAAUCACUCAAAAUGGCAUCUAAACUAAAUGUUUUGCUACCUUUCUUUCAAUAUAGUCUAAAAAUCAUU